This is a messenger RNA of Cephus cinctus (wheat stem sawfly), 4667 nucleotides long. Its product is annotated as octopamine receptor beta-1R. Gene Ontology annotation, cellular component: membrane. Gene Ontology annotation, biological process: adenylate cyclase-activating adrenergic receptor signaling pathway. Gene Ontology annotation, molecular function: octopamine receptor activity. The transcript is spliced from 4 exons. Lineage: Eukaryota; Metazoa; Arthropoda; Insecta; Hymenoptera; Cephidae. The record is from RefSeq and is a predicted model, not a curated record. Bases 2292 to 3581 code for a protein of 429 amino acids.
CACGGAGAGUGGAAGCUCCGUAGUAGGGUGCUACCAGUGGAAAGCGGGAAAGUAGGAAAGCUCCUACCUCCGGCAGCCACGGUUCACUUCGGCUUCGCCAGCCGUGGAAGCGACAUCGCCAUUUGUUAUCUGUUCCCGCUUUAAUGAUAACACGCUUCGCCCAAUGGAACAGUGCUUUUGGCAAUAUCCGAUAACGCGGAGUCAUCGCGAAUAUUAUAAUAUGGGAAUAAGACAAAUUUAAGAAUUUUCGUAAAAUUUUCACUGUGUAAGGAAUACUGAAAUUUUAGUGAGAACAUUUUUUUUGUUUUUUUUUAAAAUUUUUUUUUUUUGGAGGGAAGGGGGAACUUACGGAUAUGAGUCUUUCGACUCUGUAUCUACGUCCGGAUGUUAGUUUGAAAUAUUGUUUUAUAAUAAAAAAUAAUCGCUGCGAUAUCGUUACUCUGCCGGAUAUUAAAUUUAGAAAAUAACGAUUUAUGUUAUCACGACGUGUUUCGUAAUCGGUAACGUUGGAAGGAGUGAGACAUGUGGAAAAGUGUGUUUUCCAAUUGAGACAGUGCUUUACGUCGUGCUAAACCGAAAGUUACGUUAUUUAUGUAAAUAUAAUUAAAAUUUUAUAAAAUUUAUUCGCAUGAUGUGACGGUAAUCAGUUGAUAAUAAUAACAAUAAUUAGUAAUCCAUUAACGAUAAGAACCAACGAUUGUUUAAUGAUAUGAUUAAAAAUGAAAAAAUUCUCUCGAAUUACCACCAUAAAGACUAGCGAAGACUCGGAUAAUUAAAAAACACCAUAAAAGCCGCAAGUAAUAAAGUCGAGUUUUCAUAAGAGAAAAUCGCCCGACGCGAUGUUACGACACGAAAGCAGUAUAACGAACGUGGAGAAAAAAAGGCAGGUUGCAUUGACAAUCGUAUAAAGUGAAGAAUAAAAAUAUCCGCUAAAAUCCACCAAAAUACAACAGUGCGUAUUUCUAUGUAACGUCGGAUGGUAUCAAUGAUAAAAUAAAAGCCAUCGUUACACGGUGCAUCAACUCCCAACGUUUCGUAACGCCUGUGUCACGGAAUAUCGACAUCAGUGGAAGCGGCUUUAGUCCGCAUAACAACGAGCGACAUCGAACCCAGGGUCGCCGCGACGCCGCUAAAUUGAAAAUGAACUUUUUAAAAAAUUUGAAAAAAAAAAUCCUCUCCUUGGCAUCGCGACGCUCGGCGUCGCCCUGAUCAAAACACAGUGUCGAGCCUCCUUCAUACGUGUUACACGAAUGAAGCGCGACGAAAAUUUCAGUGAAUACGCGACCUUAAUAAAUUGCAACCGUCACGAGGUAACCGAAGCCCGUAGAGAACGUCAAAGUGCAUGUGCAAUAUCUUAAGGACUAUAGGCGCUGCAACCUAUUCUACAGCCGAUAAUCGAUAUACAUGCAAUAGGAGACUGCACCUAUGGAAAAACAAUAAUCCAGCAUCCAAGAAAAGUAUACGAAAAUAAUCUUAAAGAAGGUGCUCCCCUUAAGGCAGUGCUUCCGAACGAGGGAACCGAUGAGGAAUUUACAAAAUUUCCACUUCUAACUUGGUGCAAUGCUCCUGGAACGAAGAUUUAUCUUGAUUUUACGAGGCAGGGGUUAUCAGCUAUAAAGAUAAAUCGGGCAAUGACGUCCGGCAGCUGACCGACCACUACGUUUCUACAAAAGUUUCACAAAUUAAAGAGAGCGACCAAACGGAAAGCGUAGUCCACAUGAAAAUGGCCUCAGGGCCAUUUCCCAAGGUGAACCUCCUGUUGCACACGAAAAAAUGUUAUUUGUCAUCCGAUGUCCCCCUGAAGCAUGCCCGUCAACGAAAAGCGUACGAGUCUGAUUCGAGAGUACAAUCAGUCGGAUACUCACCGCCUUCAGCAAGCGCAUCGUUAACAGGAAUCCGCAUUGAUUCACCUCGGAUAGGAGCGUUCCCAUAUGCGGAACGUUCAAAAGGCAGCCGAUGCAAGAAGAGCGAUGAAUCCAACGAAGAAAAUAAAAUCGAUCUUGACCUACCGAAACUGAGUGCAAAGUUCAACCGGUAAAAGAAGAAACAGUGAUAAGUGAUGUUAUUAGACCAAAAGUGGAAGAGAGUCCAGUGAAUCGAAAAAAAAAAAACAAAUUCCUGCGAGACGAUCGGUGAUGAAAAUUCAAAUUUUCCCGCCAACCGUGUAGCUCUAGCGGAAUCUUUAGACACUACCAUCGUCCUGAAUGUACGUUAAGGUCCGAUUCGAUCGAGCGAUGAGUCACGGCUCGAAUAAAAAUUUCUGAGCUGCCUGUCGCGAAUAAUAAUUCAUAAUGGAGAACAACGUCACCAUUGACGAUGAAUCGAACAGCAGCGAUGCCUCGACGAGCCUCUUAAAUAUUCUCAUCGACACCGGACAGCAGAACAAUGAUACCAGGAGCGACGAGAGCGAGUUCGAAUACGUGCUUAUUCUAAUAGCUAAAGCUUCGAUAAUGGGAUUCAUAAUUCUCUGCGCGCUCUUCGGCAAUCUACUUGUAAUCGUGUCGGUAAUGAGGCACAGGAAGCUACGAGUGAUUACCAAUUACUUCGUAGUGUCCCUCGCUCUUGCGGACAUGCUCGUGGCCAUUUUUGCCAUGACCUUUAACGCGAGCGUCGAACUAUCUGGCAAGUGGCUCUUUGGUUAUUUCAUGUGCGACGUCUGGAACUCGCUCGACGUAUUCUUCAGCACCGUGUCGAUAUUGCAUCUGUGUUGUAUCAGCGUUGAUCGUUAUUACGCAAUAGUACAACCGCUCGAUUAUCCAUUAAUCAUGACCAACCUAAGACUGGGGACUAUGUUGAGUGUCGUUUGGUGUUCGCCAACUAUCAUGAGCUUCCUACCGAUUUUUGCCGGCUGGUACACAACGCCGGAACACCUUGAGUUCCGUAAGAACUCGCCGGACGUGUGUUCGUUCGAAGUGAAUAAACUUUACGCUGUUAUCAGCUCCAGUAUCAGCUUUUGGGUUCCUGGUAUCAUCAUGAUCGCCAUGUAUUACAAGAUUUAUAGAGAAGCUGAUCGACAGGAGAGGAUCCUUUAUCGAUCUGUCGAUUGUUCCAGGAGCAAAGUGGCGGCCGCUCUGUUGAACAAGCACCUGCAGAUCAACGGGAUUUCAGCGGGCUUAACGUCGCUACCAACGGUAGGACAAUCGUCCCCAGAACCGGUACCGGAUGAGCCGCCAAUAACGAGUAGCAGUAAGAUGAAGAGGGAGCGCAAGGCAGCGAGGACACUUGGAAUCAUCAUGUCUGCCUUUCUGGCAUGUUGGCUCCCCUUUUUCCUAUGGUACAUGAUUACCUCCUUGUGCGACACGUGUCACAGCAAGAGCAUCGUCGUAGCCGCAGUCUUCUGGGUCGGCUACUUCAACAGCGCCCUGAAUCCUCUCAUCUACGCUUACUUCAACCGCGAGUUCCGCGCUGCUUUCCGGAAGACCCUGGAGAGCUGCUGCGAAGCCCUGGGUCCCGUGCGGGACAUGAGGAAAAUUCACAGGAAGCAAGACCUGGUGCACAGCAACGCGUCGUCCGAGCUGCACGUGAAUAAUCAGCUGAGAGCCAGUGAGAUGACGAACGUACAUAUCGAAGCAUGUAUUUAGAGGGAUAAGCUGAAUAUUUAUUAAAAAAAAAAAAAAAAGAAAAAUAAAACUCACUAAUAUUCCUUCGUGUACUGUCGUAGUGACACGAUGAAAUUCCUGAUAAAAAAAAAAAGAGUGUACAAAAAAAUGAAUUCGCUCUGUCGUACUGUACCGUAAGCAUAUAUAGACAUGUAAUUCCGAUACGGACACAGACUCAUCUGCAGAAGGGAGGUGUAUAUGGAAAGGCAAAAAAGUGAGGGCAAAAAAGGGAUUGAGUAAAAAAUAUUGAAGUAACAACAAAAAAAAAAGUAUUCACCAUAUAUAACGCGCGUAGAGAUGCUCAAGAUGUUCGUUUUAACGUGGGUCGAAGGGGGGUGGAAAAAAAAGAUGUAACAUUGGCAGGGAUGCUCCGACAAUGGCAGCCCUGUGAGUGUUGGCUCAAGGCGUCAGGUGCCAAGUUUUCCCUUUCGACUCUCGACCCCAGAACCAGAUGCGCUGGAGAAAUCGAGAGCUUCAGGCAAUUAUCCAGAUGAUAGGAAAAGGCAAUAACACCGACAAGUAUUGAAUGUCCUAUCGAUCGCACCUACGAGGAGAAGCCAGUUACGGCUGCAGUCCAAUAAAAUCCGAGUACGCAAAAUUUAGGCUCGCGCAAGGAUUGCGAGACUUGCCAAAUACCGUAGCAAUAAUUAAGCCCGUGGACAGUAAAAGUUUUCUUUACGACGCACACCCGCGGAUAUUCUCGGAAGGACGUUACAGGAGCCUUGCUCGCCGUGGAUCCUUAUUCCAAGUAUGACCUACCGGACUGAGGCUCGUCCGAUGCGCUCGAUGUGUAACCGCGUGGCAAGUUUUAUUGAGUCCGUAAAUAAAGUUUCCGUCUAGGCUAGAUUGAUGGGAUAGUAAGGUUUUACCGACGUUUGAAAACGGGUACAGUAACGUUGUGGGGCCCCUGGUCGUCGCUUUGCCAUGGAAAUGUCGUUCACGCCCGAAGACCGUUGCAUGCUCGAAAUGUCGUACCAAGGUGGGAGGGAAAAAAAAAAAAAAAAAAAAUUCAAACCGUGAUAAAAAUAUAUUUAACAACAAAAAAAUUAACACACAAAAUUUUUCCCU